UAAUUGUUUUCUUCAUUCAGGUUGAUGGAAAACUACACCUACAACAGCUUCACACUCCAGUUGGAGGGGUUAAAUGUUUCCAAGGAGUCUCUCUACCCUGUCUUUCUCUUCUUCCUUUUCUCCUACCUCUUUAUAAUGGUUGCGAAUGUGGGCAUUGCUGUUCUGGUUUUCAUUGACAAGAGCCUCCACCAGCCUAUGUAUCUUCUUUUUUGCAACCUGCCCAUUAAUGAUAUUCUUGGAAACUCUAUCAUGGUUCCCCGUUUGCUUGUAGACAUGUUGCGGCCUCCAUCUGAGCGUCUCAUCAGUUAUUAUGAAUGUGUGGUUCAAGCUUUCACCUCACACAUGUUUGGUACCACCAGUCUCACAGUGCUCAUGAUUAUGGCCUUUGACAGAUAUGUGGCCAUUUGCAAUCCCCUGCGCUAUGCUUCCAUAAUGACCAACAAAAUGGUGAUCUGGCUGACAGUUUCUGCCUGGGGAGUGGCCUUUGUUUUGGUCGGGAUUCUACUUGGUCUGACUGUACGGCUGAACCGAUGCAGGACUAUGAUCAUGAAUCCUUACUGUGACAAUGCCUCACUUUUUAUGCUCUCCUGUGAGAAUGUGUUCAUUAAUAAUGUCUAUGGCCUCACUUUCACUGUAGUCCUGUUCACAGGUUCUAUAGGCAGCAUGGUUCUCACCUAUACUAAGAUUACAGUGGUCUGUCUGACCAGUAACAACAAGUCUUUAAACAGUAAAGCCUUGAAGACCUGCAGCACUCAUUUGGUUGUUUAUCUGAUCAUGGUGUUUAGUGGAAUGUCACUCAUUGCUCUGCAUCGCUUCCCCCAGUACUCAGAUUUCAGAAAACUCUGCAGCAUUUUGUUUCAUAUCAUCCCUGGCAGCCUCAACCCCAUUAUUUAUGGUGUGCAGUCAAAAGAGAUACGCAAAUUCUUGUCAAAGUUGUUUGAGCCCAAGAAAAUUUCCUCAUCAUAA
Morone saxatilis (striped sea-bass) is the source of this 966-nucleotide messenger RNA. Its product is annotated as olfactory receptor 146-like. The record is from RefSeq and is a predicted model, not a curated record. Gene Ontology annotation, cellular component: membrane. Gene Ontology annotation, biological process: G protein-coupled receptor signaling pathway. The transcript has a single exon. Gene Ontology annotation, molecular function: olfactory receptor activity; G protein-coupled receptor activity. Lineage: Eukaryota; Metazoa; Chordata; Actinopteri; Moronidae. The coding region runs from base 25 to 966 and encodes 313 amino acids.